Molecule: messenger RNA, 1478 nt
Organism: Durusdinium trenchii
Lineage: Eukaryota; Dinophyceae; Suessiales; Symbiodiniaceae
Source: the annotation of a GenBank genome assembly
GCGAACACGUUUUUCUCCACUAAACGUAUCCGGUUUCCCACCCCAGAAGCUCAAGGCCGGGAACACCCUACCCCGAUUCCUUCGCAGCACUUGCACCAAGAAAUAUGGGGAACACAUGCAAUAUCGCGCAAUGCUGGAGCAUCGCUUGACGACGAGGUGAAGGUAAUCACGUGGUAAUCACUCGGAGAACUGUUUCGAGUGGUGACCUGGGAGGGAGGCAGAAAGGGGCACAAGAUGGCACACGGUUUGCAAAAUCAAUCACAGUUCAUCACAUUUCUCCAAUCGCAAUCCCUUGCAGGGUUGGAAUUUGUGUACACCAAACGAUUCAAUCAUAUUCAAUCAGGUGUUGAAUCAAAUCGACCACCUCUUCAUUGGGGAGAUGUGUUUUUUGUUUGGGAUGGGCCUAUCGACGGGAGCUCACGAAGACUCCAAAUCUGAGAGGAUUUGUUCAAGGCUCCAGUCUUCACCCUGGUCAUAUGGUCAUAUUGGGCGAGGAGAGAGAGGCAGUCCAUGGCACCCGACUUCACAGGUCACCACCUGCCACUUUUAAGUCUCCCUUUCAGCCACCAGAGGAGACCUGUUGUUGGAGGGUGCUGGAGAAUAUGAUUGCAUGUUUCCUUGGGUUUCUUGUUGUUCGUGUAUGAAAUGGUGUGAACAUCCAGAUAAAAACAUCUAUCGGGCUCGGGAGAACCCGAAGGUCGGGGCGUAGAAGUUCUUCGGUUUCAAGGCCCAGACACCGAGCGGUUCCAAGCUGGUACUGAUUGGUCCAAAAGUGAAUCUGCCAAGAUCCGAUAAGUGCACUGACUGAUCAGGACUAUUCAUGACUGGAUGACGGUGGAUGACUAGGCCUGCUCUUUGAUAGUAGCGCCCAUGAGCGGCCAUGGUGGCUCAACCCUCAGCCUCGGACCAUGCGCUCACUGGCAGCUGAAGUCCUUCCUGACUUGGAGGAGCCACCCGCGAACCCUUUGCGUGUGAAGCCUUGUAAAGAGCAUCAUCGGGAGUUUUGGUUGCCACCAAUGGCCAAGGGCCUCAAGGUGCCCUUGGAUGCAGAGGUGAAGGAGCAGCAACGCGACUUUCGGACGAAGAGCCACGCGUGGGCGCGGCCGGUGACCAACUAUCGCUCGGACAAUUGGUACAUCGAGAACCACUGGGCCAUGCAUUCCUUGCGGAAGAGCAGCUCCGAGUCUCAGAUCGCGGCGCGACAGCCUUGGACCAGCAGCAAGCAGUUCCAAUCCUGUUGUGUGGGAGGUGUGGGUGGUGGACGUCCCGGCAGAAACACAGGUCUCUACGAGGAGUCCUUUGUGAGCUGGGGCCCCUACCAGCCUCCGAAACAUGGGCUGUGCACCUCUGACGUGACCAAGGGGGCUGAAGAGAUUAUCCGGCAAAAAGCGCUGGAGCGGAAAUAGCUGAAGCAUCGGCGCCCAAAUGGCUGGGCUGGGGCAGAUGGAGCAUUUGGAGUUUGCAGGGUGAGCAUCACC